Molecule: messenger RNA, 1479 nt
Organism: Zalophus californianus (California sea lion)
Lineage: Eukaryota; Metazoa; Chordata; Mammalia; Carnivora; Otariidae
Product: high mobility group protein 20A-like
Exons: 11
Coding region: 194-1318 (374 amino acids)
Biological process (GO): regulation of gene expression
Cellular component (GO): nucleus
Source: RefSeq, a predicted model, not a curated record
CCCUGCGCGGCUGGGACUCUGGCCCCGCGCACCAGCCCAGGCCCCUGGCAGCGCGACGCGGUUCCCAGCGGACAGAGCCCGCGCCCCGGGGACCCGCAGCGGCGGGGCGGAGCGGAGGGGCGCCGGGCGGGCGCACCGGGGGCUCUGAACCGGAGCCUCGGGCGCGGGGCGGCGGCCCGGGCGGGCGGGCGACAUGCAGCGGGACAGCGGCCAGGCUGCGGCACCUGCAGACCCCCUUCUCCCACCUCCAGAUGAGACGGGUGGCCUGCCCCCAGGAUGCUCCGUGAUCCGCACCCACUGCCGGGACCCCACAUCUCUGCCCAUGCAGCACAUUGUGCUGGCCAACCAGCGUGACCCAAAGGAGCAGGACACAGAGGAGCCAAAGAAGAGGAAAGGGGGCUGGCCCAAAGGCAAGAAAAGGAAACCCCCGAGGGAUAUUUCUGUUCCCCGUGCUCCUAUGACAGGGUACAUGAUCUUCUUAAACGAGCAGAGGAGCCAGCUGAGGGCCAGGCACCCAGAUCUGCCAUUUACGGAAAUCACGAAGAUGUUGGCGGCUCAGUGGGCUCAGCUGUCUCAAGAGAAAAAGCAAAGGUAUGUGUAUGAGGCGGAUGAGGACAAGCAACGCUACAUCCGUGAGCUGCAGGCUUACCAGAGCUCCCAGGCGUGCCGGGCCUUCCUGCAGAGGCAAGCAGCGCACGGGGCGCGCACAUUGUUGGCAGGACCAGGCACACCAGGAAACAGAUUGGAGAGGGUUGGCCUUCCAUUCUCAGCACUUGAUGGGGAUGAAGGCAACGACCUGUACUGUAGGACUUGCAGACAGUUCUUCAGCUCCUUGCAUAACAAGAAGGAGCACCUGCUGGGAAAGCAGCACCUGCAGAACCUCACAGGGAAAUUCGAAAAAGAUUCCACUGAGUACUUAAAGCAUCUGGAACCUCUGGAGAAAGAAGAAGGUCAGAAUUUGCACAAAGGAGACUCAGAGGAGGAAGCUGAGUGGCCCCAUCCACUUGUGCUAGGAGGCCUGAUUCCAGAGAAGCGUUUUGCUUCAUUCGACUUGUGUUUCUUGCAAGAGUUUAUCUUUAAACUUCUGAAAAUCAAGGAAUUUGAGCUCAGAGAGCUGAGGAAGACUCUAGAAAGAGCCCGAGUGGAACAGGAGGCCCUGCAGAGGCAGCUGGUAGAGUUCCAGAACCAGCAGCAGAGGCUGGAGGUAGAGCUGGUGGGCCUGAAGACCUACGGGGUCGUCCUGGAGAAGGAGUUUGAGAACCUGAACACGGUGCUGAUGCUGUCUCACUUCGGCCUGCAGGUGAUGGACACAGCGUAAAGUGGUGCCCCGCACCCACGGCCAGGACCUCUCCCAGGAGCUCCGGGUUCAGCUUCCACAGAGGCACCUCUCUCUGCGGAGAAAGGACCAAAGAUCCUGGGAUUUACAUAUGGGAGAGUCAGGAUGGCUGUACUGACAGGAGAAAAUAAAUUGUGUGUGUA